Molecule: messenger RNA, 1205 nt
Organism: Alternaria alternata
Lineage: Eukaryota; Fungi; Ascomycota; Dothideomycetes; Pleosporales; Pleosporaceae
Product: alpha/beta-hydrolase
Exons: 2
Coding region: 166-1098 (310 amino acids)
Biological process (GO): lipid metabolic process
Source: RefSeq, a predicted model, not a curated record
CGCGAUGCGUGGGCUGUAGAGGGUGGGUGUUUAGAGCGUGCUUUUGUCCCUCGGCUCAACUCUUGCGCUGAGUCGUGGGAUUUACUCCGUGUUGAGGAAUGUGUAUAUAACACGAUGGCGUUCUCGUGGAUGAGUUGUUGUUGAGAAGCAGAUCAUCACAUAGUCAUGAAGCUCACCACCUUCGCUGUUGCCGCUGCGCUUGCUGCGCCUAUCGUUCAAGCAGCUCCGGCUGACCUUCGUCAGCUCGUUGACAGACAAACAAGACCUAGGGAACUCAUCCAACCCGAGCUCUACCCAGUUCUGCAACGAUACACCAGAUAUGCAGUAGCAUCACUCGCAACCUUCGUGUACGGAUUCGGAACAUGCAAAAGCCCGCCCUUUGGAUCAAAACUCGUUCGCACAGUCAACAAUAUUCUAUCCGACACUCAAGUCGCUGUAUUCCAAGAUGAUGCCGCCAAAGAGUUCAUCGUCUCUUUCCCUGGCACAAGUUCAGUCCAAGAUUUCGGAACGGACUUCAACUUCUUCUUCAUGCCCUUUGAUACUGCACCAGGCUGCACCGGCUGCCAAGUCCACGGCGGUGUUCUUAACGGGUGGCGCUCCGUUCAAGAAGACCUGACAACGGCGCUUGCUGAACUCCGUGCCGAGAAACCAAGUUACUCAACCAUCAUUGUCGGACACAGCCUGGGAGGCGGUCUAGCAAGUAUCGCCUACACAGACCUCAAGUCCAACGGUGUUCCCGUAAAAGCCGCAUACACCAUGGGCUCACUCCGUGUCGGCAACCAACAAUACGCUGAUUUCACUGACAAGCUGUCUGGUGCGAGCGACUCUCAACUCGGCAGCCUCAUUCGCAUCACGCACCACAUCGACGGUGUACCUGGUCUACCACUCACCCCUAUGGGCUUCGUUCACACGCGCACCGAGAUCUAUGAGCUGGACACCAAACCAAUCGGUGGAACACAGAGUGCCGCAACCACGUUCCGGUGCUACGGUCAAGAAGCUCCUGAUUGCAACAAGGGUACUGCUGUUGGCUUCAUCAACCAAGAUCAUCUGGUAUAUACCGAGAUUAACAUGACGGACGGUGCGCAGUGUAACAACUGAUCCGGUGCUCGUCUUGAGACGUAGACGAUGAUUGCCAUGAUGGUAGAUGCUUGUAAUGUACUCUUAAUUCUGCUUCCAGUGAAUGACAUCUGCGACAAGAUCAAAGU